This is a messenger RNA of Zymoseptoria tritici IPO323, 2362 nucleotides long. RefSeq lists its product as uncharacterized. Lineage: Eukaryota; Fungi; Ascomycota; Dothideomycetes; Mycosphaerellales; Mycosphaerellaceae. Gene Ontology annotation, molecular function: ribonucleoprotein complex binding; protein binding. Gene Ontology annotation, cellular component: PeBoW complex; preribosome, large subunit precursor. The coding region runs from base 205 to 2292 and encodes 695 amino acids. The record is from RefSeq and is a predicted model, not a curated record. The transcript has a single exon. Gene Ontology annotation, biological process: maturation of LSU-rRNA from tricistronic rRNA transcript (SSU-rRNA, 5.8S rRNA, LSU-rRNA); ribosome biogenesis.
GCUGAUGAGGAAGACGAUGUGCUCGGCGGUGAGGAGUUGAACGGUGCAUUCGACGAGGGCGGAAGUGAGGCCGAGAGCAGCGACAAUUCGUUCGAAGAUCAGGAGGACGAUGGAGAAGACGAGGAGGAUGACGAAGAGGAACUGAAUAGCGACGAGAUUCCAUCCUCCGACGACGAGGAGGAUGUGCGACAGCAACUACGAGACAUGAAGACCGACAGCGACAGUAAAAAGUCCUCGUCGGCACCGUCUGGACUUUUCGAUGAUGAGGAGCGAUCAAAUUUCCGAAUCGAGGAAGACGCGAAUGGCAACGAGCGAUACAUAUACGACGAGAUCAAUCCAGUCUACGAUUCGGACGACUCGGACGCAAGAGAAGCAACAAACACGAUUGGCGACAUUCCCAUGUCAUAUUACGAUGCAUAUCCCCACAUUGGCUACGAUAUCAACGGCAAGCGAAUACAGCGACCUGCCAAGGGACAUGCUCUCGACUCGUUACUGGACAGUAUUGACAUUCCGGAAGGCUGGACUGGUCUGACGGAUCCAGCGACCGGAAAGCCAUUGAACCUCACCAAGGACGAGUUGGAGACCCUCAAGCAAUUGACACGGAACGAGCGCUCAGGAGAGGGCUACGAUCCGUACCCAGACAUGGUCGAGUACUUCACAGGCAAAGGUAUGGAGAUGGUCAUGCCACUUACUGCGGCACCGGAACCGAAGCGCAGAUUCGUCCCAUCGAUGCACGAGCACAAACGCGUGAUGAAGAUGGUUAAGGCGAUUAAGGAGGGCAGGAUAAAGCCAUUCCACGAGCAGACCGAGGAAGAGCGUGAGCAGGAGGAGGCUGAGCGGGAAUAUGCCAGCUUUGACAUCUGGGCGAAUGAGGCACCAAGGCCGGAUCACAUCAUGAACGUACCUGCGCCGAAAUUGCCGCCGCCUGGCUACGAGGAGAGCUAUCACCCACCUCCAGAGUAUCUGCCCGAUAAGCACGAAAGAGAAGAGUGGGAACAGCAGGAUGAGGAGGAUCGGGACCGCGACUUCUUACCUCAGGAUCACUCUGCGCUACGCAAGGUACCUGGUUAUGAGAAAUUUGUGAAGGAGAAGUUCGAGCGCUGUCUCGACCUGUACCUGGCACCGAGAGUGAGGAGAAGCAAGCUGAACAUUGACCCCGAAUCCCUUCUGCCGAAGCUGCCAGAUCCAUCUGAGCUGAAGCCCUUCCCUACGACCUGCCACAAGACGUUCACAGGUCACGAAGGUCGUGUACGAAGCAUUGCCGUUCAUCCCGCUGGAAGAUACGUCGCAUCUGGAGGAGACGAUGGCACAGCUAGAGUUUGGGAUCUGCAGCAAUCACGACAGGUUUGGCGAAUAAGGCUUUCCACCACCGAGCCGGUGAACGUGGUGACCUGGAGACCUGGUCAGACCACGAACAUCUUGGCCGCGUGCUGUGGCGAGACAGUCUACUUCGUCGUUCCCCAGAUGGAGUCAGAUGACGAUGACGUCGAAGCCGCGAGUCGUGAGGUGUUGGACUCUGGAUAUGGAUACGCCGCAGCGAACCCUGCAAAGACAGCAGCAGGCAAGGACAAGGUCGCUUCAGCUCAGUGGGCUCGACCUCCGACUUCCCUACAAGACAAGGGCGUCGUCCUCACAUUGACACUGCGAUCGAGUCCGAAGACGCUCGCGUGGCAUCGUCGUGGCGAGUACUUCUCGACAGUCUCACCCAACACUAGCUCGACCUCCACUGCCGUUGCGAUCCACACACUCAGCAAACAUCAAACGCAAUACCCCUUCAAGCGUCUGAAGGGUCUGGCUCAAACCGUCUGCUUCCACCCAAGCAAACCUCUCUUCUUCGUGGCCACCCGCCAACGAGUCCGCAUCUACGAUCUCCAGGCGCAGAAGAUGGAGAAGGAACUCAUGCCCGGCGCACGCUGGAUCAGUGGCAUCAGCUUACAUCCCAUGGGUUCCAACUUGCUCAUCUCAUCGUACGACAAGCGUUUGCUGUGGCAUGAUCUGGACUUGGGGAAUACGCCCUACAAGACUCUGCGAUACCACUCCAAGGCUAUUCGAACGGUCAAGUUCCACGCCAGCUACCCUCUCUUUGCGGAUGCUAGUGAUGAUGGUACAUUGCAAAUCUUUCAUGGCAAGGUGGUGGGAGAUAGUAUGGAAAACGCAACUGUGGUGCCGUUGAAGGUGCUGAAGGGACACAAGAUCAAGAGCGAUCUGGGUGUGCUAGAUCUGGAGUGGCAUCCUGUUGAGGCGUGGAUUGUUAGUGCUGGUGCGGAUGGAUGUGUCAGGCUAUGGACGUAGUGCAAUGGUACCUUAGUGGUACACUGCUCAGAUGUAGAGUGGACAGCGCUGUAUAAUCUAUCUCCUGAAA